AUGCGACUGUGGGCACUGGUGGUCUGCGCUGUCUUGCUGGCCGCAGCGGAAGCGCGCCCCAAUCUGCGCCUCAACCAAGCGUCGCCGUUCUACGAGCGCAUCACGGCCAUGCUGGCCGCGCUCUACGACGUCUCCACGAUCGGCGAAGCGACGCACGACGAUGCGUUUGGGUAUUAAAGCCGAC
Saprolegnia diclina VS20 is the source of this 184-nucleotide messenger RNA. RefSeq lists its product as hypothetical. The transcript has a single exon. Bases 1 to 177 code for a protein of 58 amino acids. Lineage: Eukaryota; Oomycota; Saprolegniomycetes; Saprolegniales; Saprolegniaceae. The record is from RefSeq and is a predicted model, not a curated record.